GGCUCUUAGACAACAUGGCGGUGGCCGUGGUGCAGCACCCGGGUUGAGCGACCGCGAGUGCAAGUGGGCUCCUAAGCGGGGCGAGGGGUGGCCUCAACCGGGGAGCAGAGGAUCACAAACUCUCCUCAACCCGUUCCUGUCUCCGAUCUCACCCGAGUUCCACUGGUCCCCUCCGCGCGGUGUGUCCACCGGCGCGGGGACGCAUGAUAGAGCCCGGCCGCCAUCCCCCGGCUCUGUGCUUCGGGGCAAGCUCCUCUCGUGUGUCCAGGCUCAUCACCCUCGCUUGGGUUCCCUCCUUUCUCCAGCCUCCUCCCCUCGCAGGUGGGAUCGUCGGUGGGACAGUAGCGCGGGCGGGCGCGGCCCCCCGGGACCAUGUCCGGGUCCGACACCGCGCCCUUCCUCAGCCAAGCGGAUGACACGGACGACGGGCCAGCGCCCGGCACCCCAGGGUUGCCGGGGUCCAUGGGGAAUCCGAAGUCCGAGGAUCCCGAGGUCCCGGACCAGGAAGGACUGCAGCGCAUCACGGGCUUAUCUUCGGGCCGUUCGGCUCUCAUAGUGGCCGUGUUGUGUUACAUCAACCUCCUCAACUACAUGGACCGCUUCACCGUGGCUGGCGUCCUUCCGGACAUUGAGCAGUUCUUCGACAUCGGAGACGGUAGCUCCGGCCUCAUCCAGACCGUGUUCAUCUCCAGUUACAUGGUGUUGGCACCUGUGUUUGGCUACCUGGGUGACAGGUACAAUCGGAAGUAUCUCAUGUGCGGGGGCAUUGCCUUCUGGUCUCUGGUGACACUGGGGUCGUCCUUCAUCCCCAGAGAGCGAUUCUGGCUGCUCCUCCUGACCCGGGGCCUGGUGGGGGUUGGGGAGGCCAGUUACUCCACCAUCGCGCCCACCCUCAUCGCUGACCUCUUCGUGGCAGACCAGCGGAGUCGGAUGCUCAGCGUCUUCUACUUUGCCAUCCCGGUGGGCAGUGGUCUGGGUUACAUUGCAGGCUCCAAAGUGAAGGAUGUGGCUGGAGACUGGCACUGGGCUCUGCGGGUGACGCCAGGUCUAGGAGUGUUGGCUGUUGUGCUGCUAUUCCUGGUAGUACGGGAGCCACCAAGGGGAGCUGUGGAGCGCCACUCAGACUCACCACCCCUGAACCCCACCUCGUGGUGGGCAGAUCUGAGGGCUCUGGCAAGAAAUCCCAGUUUCAUCCUGUCUUCCCUUGGUUUCACUGCUGUGGCCUUCGUCACGGGCUCCCUGGCUCUUUGGGCCCCUGCUUUCUUGCUGCGUUCCCGUGUGGUCUUGGGGGAGACCCCCCCCUGCCUUCCUGGAGACUCCUGCUCUUCCUCUGACAGUCUCAUCUUUGGACUCAUCACCUGCCUCACCGGGGUCCUCGGUGUGGGCCUCGGCGUGGAGAUCAGCCGCCGCCUCCGCCGCUCCAACCCCCGGGCUGACCCACUGGUUUGUGCUGCUGGCCUCCUGGGCUCUGCACCCUUCCUCUUCCUGUCCCUCGCCUGCGCCCGUGGCAGCAUCGUGGCCACCUACAUUUUCAUUUUUAUUGGAGAGACACUGUUGUCCAUGAACUGGGCCAUCGUGGCUGAUAUUCUGCUGUACGUGGUGAUCCCCACACGACGCUCCACUGCCGAAGCCUUCCAGAUUGUACUGUCCCACCUGCUAGGUGAUGCUGGGAGCCCGUACCUCAUUGGUUCGAUCUCUGACCGCCUCCGCCGGGACUGGCCCCCCUCCUUCUUGUCCGAGUUCCGGGCCCUGCAGUUCUCGCUCAUGCUCUGCGCCUUUGUGGGGGCGCUCGGGGGUGCGGCCUUCCUGGGCACCGCCAUCUUCAUUGAGAGCGACCGCCGGCAGGCUCAGCUGCACGUGCAGGGUCUGUUACCUGAGGCCGAGUCCACUGAUGACCGGAUCGUGGUGCCCCAGCGAGGACGCUCCACCCGGGUCCCCGUGUCUAGUGUGCUUAUCUGAGGGAUCACCGCUUGCUGUCUGCAGACCUAUCACAGCUGGCCCCCGGCCCACCCCGGGAGGUGCCCAGGGCCCACCUCCUCGGCUAGCCCUUUUUCUGGGAGGGGCCUUGGGCCAUGUUCCAGCUCCCACACACUACAUGGGUGGCCAGGUGGGGACACUGGGGGCUCGGGACAGGGGAGCCCCCGCCACUGGAGCAGCCCCGGGGCUCGGUGCUAUUUGUAACUGAAUAAAAUUUGUAGCCAGAC
This is a messenger RNA of Dama dama (fallow deer), 2204 nucleotides long. It is a transcript of the gene SPNS1, whose product is annotated as SPNS lysolipid transporter 1, lysophospholipid. Gene Ontology annotation, biological process: transmembrane transport. NCBI's taxonomy places the organism in Eukaryota, Metazoa, Chordata, Mammalia, Artiodactyla, Cervidae. Gene Ontology annotation, cellular component: membrane. The record is from RefSeq and is a predicted model, not a curated record. The transcript has 12 exons. The coding region runs from base 373 to 1959 and encodes 528 amino acids. Gene Ontology annotation, molecular function: transmembrane transporter activity.